CAACCUCUCCACCAUGGGCAAGACCAAAGAGCUGUCUAAGGUCACCAGGGACAAAAUUGUAAACCUGCAAAAGGCUUGGAUGGGCUACCGGACAAUAACCAAGCAGCUUGCUGCUUUUAUAAGCUCUCCGCCUUGCUGCUGACAUUGACCAAGCAGGUCAAGUUUCAAGUUUUUAAAGAUUCAAACCAAUGUGGAGCAGCUGAAUGCAGCGGCAAAGUCAAGAGAAACUAAAGCAGAACAUGAUCAGAAUGAUAUGUGAAGCCUCUUAGGUAAAGACAAGCUUUGCAAGGCAAGAUGCCCGUCUACUGUUGGAGAGUCUCAACGUCUAUCCUACUCUUGUGAACACACUCUCAGAAACACCCACAGAGGAUAACUUCAAAUUUUGCUCAAUAUCACUCUUGGACUCAAGGAAAAAAAAAGGUCACUACUCAGCACUGUCCAGUCUCCAUGAUGGCCAGGCGCAGGAAAUUCAACUUGAGACCUGACGGACUUGCUCGUGUUCAGCCGUCCAUCUCAAAGGGUUUAUUAAGUGGGCCAGUUGCCAUAGCGACGCUUUGGCAGGAUAUUGCCAGGAUAAGGCGUAAUGGGUCUCCUGACGCAGUUCACUCUGCUCCUGUGGAAGAACUUCACUCUCCGGAAGAGACAAAAGGUGCGGCUGGUCGUUGAAGUGAUAUGGCCUCUGUUUCUCUUCUUCAUACUGGUGGCGGUGCGCUCCACCAACCAACCAUUUUUCAAAGGACAAUGCCACUACCCAAAUAAAGCCAUGCCGUCGGCUGGCGUUCUGCCCUGGCUUCAAGGGAUGAUGUGUAACAUCAACAAUCCCUGUUUGAACUACCCAACGCCGGGGGAGACACCAGGCCAAGUCAACAACUUCAACAACUCCAUAGUUGCUGGGAUGUUAAUCGAGCUGCAAACCCUGGUGGUGAACAGAUCCAUACUCAGCAAGGCUCAGCUGGUGGCUGUUGACAUUGAACAGUGGUCUUCAAUCCUGUCACAGUCCAAUCCUGGUAACGUGAUCCUCCGGACGAUACUCAGAGACAACGAAACUUUCUCCUCUCAUCUGGAAGACAAUUUGUCCGUGCCACCAGCCGUGGUCGAGAGCCUUCUGAACGCACGGAUAAAAGUCAACCCAAUGACGGGCAUCGCGCGGCCAGGGAGCCUGAGGAGCAUCCUGUGUGAGGGGACAGAUCUGGAUCAGUACGUCCAAUUUAGCAGCCAAGCCGAAAAGGAGGCUUUUCAAAACGUCAGCUGCUCCCUCACUCCCCAGCAGCUGAUUAACACCCAGCAAGUUUUCCUGCAAAAUCUGGAUGGAAGAAAAGUGCUUUCAGAGAUCGCUCCAGCUUCGGAUCAGAACUCUGUCAACCCAGCCACUCUGGUGUUAAAAACUGCUCAAGAUGCGCGCCCAUUGUUGGAGGAGGCGGCCCGGUUGCAGAACUCUAUGAUCUUUAAGGCGGCCAGAUCAUUGGAUUUCCGAAAUGACAUGAUCGGCAGUGUGAAUAUGCUAAUGUGUGAGAGGAAGUCUGACGUAAAUACCACCAACAUGUUCACCAGUUCAAACUCAUCUAUUCAGGCGACAAACUUCAACUUAAUGUCCCUCAUGGGGAACAGCUCAGAUGAUUUUUGUCAGACUCUCACCAACACCCUGGAGGGCACACCUGGCCUGCGCUACAUUUGGAGCACCUUCAAGCCCUUAUUGCAAGGGAAAGUCCUCUACAGUCCUGAUACACCUGCUGCUCUCCACAUAGUGAAGGAGGCAAACAGCACAUUCAAUGCCUUGGCUAUGCUAAGAGAGCUAGCGGAUUCGUGGGAUGAACUUGGGCCCCGUGUUUGGGAUUUCCUUCAGGACAGCACACAAGUCAAUACAAUACGGGCUCUGCUGGCGAAUCCUGUGUUCGCUGCCGCCUUCAACCAAGGUCUCAACCGCACAUCAUGGACGUCUGAAACCCUGGCCAACUUCCUCUACAACGGGCCCCCAGAGGAUCGUCCACCCGGCAUGCCGGACCGAGACUGGCGAGAUGUUUACAACACAACCACCCAAAUACUGAAGCUCCUCUCCAAGUUCCUCAGUUGUUUAGACUUGAACAAGUUCGAGGCUGCCCCCAAUGAAGAGCAGCUGGUGACCAAAGCCCUGGAGCACCUGGAGAACGAUACUUUCUGGGCUGCUGUUGUCUUUGAAAACCUGCAGGAGAACUCAAGCCAACCACCUCCUUAUGUUAAAUACAAAAUCCGCAUGGACAUCGAUGAGGUGGAGGAAACCCUCAGACUGAAAGAGAUGUCUUGGUCUCCGGGGGCUCGAGACAACUCCUUUAACGACCUGCGCUAUAUAUGGGGAGGCUUCGCCUACCUGCAGGACAUGAUGGACCACGGCAUUAUACGAGCGCACACAUCAAAGACCCAACCCCUCGGUGUUUUCGCCCAGCAGAUUCCAUACCCCUGCUUUGUGGAUGACGCGUUCCUCCGGUCUCUGACCCGCUCUCCCCUAUACAUGACUUUAGCAUGGAUCUACUCAGUGGCCAUGAUCGUUAAGGCAUCGUUGCAGAGGAAAGAGGCGAGGCUUAAGGAGACAGUGAGGAUCAUGGGCCUGAGAAGUGCCAUCUAUUGGCUGAGCUGGGCCGUGUCCAGUGUGCUGCCGCUGGCUGUCAGCGCCGUCUUCCUUGCUCUCAUUCUGAAGUAUGGCAUGCUGCAGUACAGCGACCCCUCGGUAAUCUUCGUCUUCCUGCUGGUGUUCUGCCUGUCCACCAUCACUCAGUGCUUCUUCAUUAGCGUCUUCUUCUCUAAGGCUAACUUAGCAGCAGCAUGCGGCGGCCUCAUCUACUUUGUCCUCUACCUGCCGCAUGUCCUCGCCUACGCCUGGAGGGACGUCAUGGGUUUCGGGGUCAAGGUUUGCUGUGGCUUACUGUCAUGCGUUGCCUUUGGCUAUGGCUGCGAGAACUUCGCUAAGUACGAGGUGCAGGGCAUCGGUAUUCAGUGGAACAACAUUUUCAAGAGUCCAGAGGAAGGAGACCGCUACACCUUCAUUGUGUCUAUCAUGAUGAUGCUCCUAGAUGCUGCUAUUUACUGGAUUCUCACCUGGUACAUCGAGAAUGUCUUCCCAGGCCAAUAUGGAAUCCCUAAGCCGUGGUUUCCUUUCACUUCAUCGUAUUGGUGUGGGACAGGCUCAGAGACUAAGUCUGACCCCGACCUGCUGAAAGACUCCACCAUGUACAAUGCAUAUCUGGAGAAACCACCACCUGAUAUGAAGCCAGGGGUCUCGAUCCGCAAUCUGGUUAAGAUCUACAAGACUGGAAAGAAGCUGGCUGUGGACGGACUGAGCAUGGACUUCUACGAGAAUCAGAUCACAUCGUUUCUGGGCCACAAUGGAGCCGGCAAAACAACCACAAUGUCGAUUCUCACUGGACUUUUCCCGCCGACAGCCGGCACCGCUCUCAUUAACGGUUACGACAUCCACACUGACAUGGACAGCAUCCGCAAGUACCUGGGAAUGUGCCCGCAGCACAACGUGUUAUUCAACGAGUUGACAGUGGAGGAGCAUAUCUACUUCUACUCCAGGCUGAAAGGAUGCAGCCGCGAUGAGGUGAAAAGAGAGAUGGACCAGAUGAUUAAGGACGUUGGUUUGCCACAUAAGCGGAAGGAGCUUGCCAAGAAUUUGUCAGGUGGCAUGCAGAGGAAGCUGUCUGUGGCUAUAGCGUUCGUCGGCGGCUCAAAGAUCGUCAUCCUGGAUGAACCUACUGCAGGAGUGGACCCCUAUGCUCGCAGGGGGAUCUGGGAACUGCUGUUAAAGUACAAACAAGGGAGGACUAUCAUUUUGUCGACACACCACAUGGACGAGGCAGACAUCCUGGGUGACCGCAUUGCCAUCAUCUCCCAUGGCAAGAUGCGCUGCUGCGGCUCCUCACUCUUUCUGAAGAAGUGCUUUGGCAGCGGAUACUACCUCACGCUGGUGCGAGAUGGGACUGAGAAGAUGACAGCUCAGCGUAAUGGUGUCAUACAAAGACAGGCCAAAGAGAAAGAAGACUUGCCUUCGAGGGGAAGCAGCCCUGAUGACAGCAUCGGCAGCCAAAGUUUGGACACCUCAGAUCCCUCAGACUUGACAGCUUUGGGUCAACUGGUGCAGCGCCACGUCCCUGAGGCAGCCUUCUUGGAGAGCAUCGGUCAGGAGAUCACCUACAUUCUGCCCUACAGAGGAGCCAGAGAUGGAACCUUUGCACGGCUCUUCCAAGAGCUCGACCUGUCCAUGGCUGACCUCGGCCUGACCAGCUACGGUAUCUCUGACACCACGCUGGAGGAGAUAUUCCUCAAAGUGGCUGAAGAAACUGGAGUGGACACAGAAAUAACAACAACAAAGGAGCUGUCGGUGAGAGACUGCAAGAGAAGCUCCCGCGAAUCCAAGCGGAACAGCAUCAGCAGCGUCCACUUUAAAACAGAACAAGACUCUGGAAUGACGGAAUCAAAGGAGAAAUUCAAAAGUAAAGUUGAAGACCUUAACAGGAAUGCCAGCGUCAAUGGGAGAGGAUCCACAGUCAUCACCGGUUGGAAGCUGAUCAGGAGGCAGUUCCUGGCGCUCUUUAUCAAGCGCUUCCACAACGCCCGGAGGAGCCGCAAGGGACUCAUUGCCCAGGUGGUCUUGCCUGCAGUUUUCGUGUGCCUGUCUCUCAUCUUCUCACUCAUCGUUCCACCGUUCAAUGAAUAUCCAAGUCUGGAGCUGCAACCAUGGAUGUACGGUCUGCCUCAAACCACCUUCUACAGCAAUGAUCUGCCAGACAACGCAGAGGUGUCUCGUGUGACGGAAACCUUGGUGAACACGCCUGGCUUUGGGACUCGCUGCAUGGAUGGAGACCCAAUACCGAAGUUACCAUGCUCUUCGGAUGGCUCUGAUUGGUUUACUCCAUCCGUGGAUCAAUCCAUCACAGACAUCUUCCUCAACGGCAACUGGAGCAUGUCUAACCCCUCCCCCUCCUGUCAGUGCAGCACACCUAAACGCACCAUAAUGUUACCCGAAUGUCCACCUGGUGCAGGCGGGCUCCCUCCACCUCAGCGGAUCCAAAACACAACAGACACCCUCCUGGAUUUAACUGAAAGAAACAUGACAGACUUCUUGGUCAAAACUUUUGAACACUCCGGCAAAACAAGGUACGGAGGGAUCUCUGUCGGAGCAGUCAACUCCCAAGUCCGCAUGACCGAGGCGGCAAUCGAAGCUUCACUCAAGGAUCUCAAAGACCUAUUCAGUACAUUUCAAGAUAAUGUGACUGAUGAGAUCUUCCCGAAGGCUGAAACACUGCUGAAGAAGCUGGGAACCAGGGACAACGUAAAGGUGUGGUUCUACAACCAGGCCUGGCACGGCAUGCCGUCCUUCCUCAGCGUGGCCAACAACGCCAUCCUGAGGGGGAAUCUGCCGGCUGGAGAGGACCCCCGCCAGUACGGCAUCUCUGUGUCAAAUCACCCUCUGAACCUCACCAAGGCGCAGCUCUCCUAUGUUGCUUUGGCCACGACCUCCACCGAUGUAGUGGUGUCCAUCUGCGUUAUCUUUGCCAUGUCCUUCAUCCCGGCCAGCUUUGUCCUCUUCCUCAUCCAAGAGAGGGUCAACAAAGCCAAGCAUCUGCAGUUUGUCAGCGGAGUAAACCCGGCUGUCUACUGGUUGGCCAACUUUGCCUGGGAUAUGUGUAACUACACCGUACCCGCCCUGAUUGUUAUAGUGAUCUUCCUCUGCUUUCAACAAGAAGCCUACGUGUCCUCUGCAAACCUGCCUGCAUUGAUUCUGCUGCUCAUUUUGUAUGGGUGGUCCAUCACCCCCAUGAUGUACCCCGCCUCCUUCAUCUUCAGCGUUCCCAGCACCGCCUACGUGGUGCUCACCUGCAUCAACCUCUUCAUCGGCAUCAACGGCAGCGUGGCCACCUUUGUCAUGGAGCUCUUUGAUGAUGAUGAUGUGUCCCGAAUCAACAACAUCGUGAAGCAGGUGCUGCUGAUAUUCCCACACUUCUGUCUGGGCAGAGGGCUAAUCGACAUGGCCAAGAACCAGGCGAUGGGCACCCUCUUCAGCAGUUUUGGGGAAGACCGAUUUAAGGACCCACUCAGCUGGGAUAUGGUGGGAAAGAACCUUUGUGCCAUGGCCAUUGAAGGAGCUGUCAUGUUCACCCUCACAAUUCUCAUCCAGUAUAAGUUCUUCUGCAAACCAAGGCUUAUUACAGUGAAGUCAUUACCCGAAGAGGAAGAAGAUAUCGAUGUAGCUCGGGAACGUGAGAGGGUGUGUGAUGGCAGAGCUCAGAACGACCUGCUGAGGAUCUGUGACCUUACAAAGGUGUACCCCCGGAAGAGCACCCCUGCUGUGGACAGGCUAUGUGUAGGCGUACCUGCCGCAGAGUGUUUCGGCUUGCUAGGAGUCAACGGCGCUGGAAAAACCACCACAUUUAAAAUGCUGACAGGAGACAUCCCAGUCUCCAGUGGAGAGGCCUUCCUAAAUGGAUACAGCAUACGAACAGAAAUGAGGAACGUGCACCAGAACAUGGGUUAUUGUCCCCAGUUUGAUGCCAUUGAUGACCUGCUGACUGGGCGAGAGCAUCUGGAGUUUUACGCCAGGUUACGAGGGGUACCAGAGAAAGAAGUUACCAUGGUUGCCGAGUGGGGGAUCCAGAAACUGGGACUUGUCAAAUAUUCCAACAAGUCAGCGGGAACAUACAGCGGCGGGAACAAACGCAAACUUUCCACAGCAAUGGCUCUGAUUGGAUGUCCCCCUGUGAUCUUCCUGGAUGAGCCCACCACUGGGAUGGACCCCAAAGCACGCCGCUUCCUGUGGGACUGCAUCCUGAGUAUCAUCAAAGAGGGUCGCUCCGUCAUCCUCACAUCACACAGCAUGGAGGAGUGUGAGGCACUGUGCACACGCAUGGCCAUCAUGGUAAACGGGCACUUCAAGUGUUUUGGGAGCAUCCAGCAUCUGAAGAACAGAUUUGGUGACGGCUACACCGUGAUCGUGAGGGUCGGAGGCUCUCCUCCUCAGCUCAAGCUGGUCGAGGACUUUGUCCUGCAGACCUUCCCGGGCAGCCUCCUGAAGGAGAAGCAUCACAACACACUGCAGUAUCAGUUCCCAUACGCAGAGGGCGCUUUGGCCAACAUCUUCAGCCAGUUCACCAAUCACCGGGAACAACUGGACGUGGAAGACUACUCUGUGUCCCAGACCACUCUGGAUCAGGUCUUUGUGAAUUUUGCAAGACACCAGCAUGGGGAGAACGACUCUGAGGCCUACGACAACCCAGUCGACAUUUCAGACGAGCUGCCACUGAAGUCUGUGAAGACCAUCCAAGAAGCGACGGUUUAACACCCACGAGAAAAGCCCCACAUAAUGCACUUGGACUGGGCCAGCAAUAUGCUGUACUUUAAACAAAUCUGUAAAGGGCUGAAAUGACUGACUGAUGGAUUUUAAACCAAACAAAGUUAUGUUUUAGUUUUGAUCACCACAUCAUGCCUUACAUCUCACUCUUAAGCUUUUAACUCUUUAUAUCAAUAUAUUAAAACACAGUGCAUCUUAAAACCAGCUAGCGUAUAGAGUUGUUUGAAUCAAAUCCUAAAAAGGCUGAACACAGCUUGGAGUAUUUCAUCUCUCCUCUAAAGCCUCUUUGAAAUAUUUUCUUCGACUGAAUGUUUUUAUACGAGACAGAAUAAAGGGGUCACCACACCAAAUGAAAAUUUAACCAGCUUCAAGAAUUUAACGGGUAUAAAUCAAUCUGCAUGUGAAAAACCCCAGAAAAAUUCUCACUGCGCUGGCAGAUUUUUUCCAUUUCACUCAGAAAAAUCAACUUAAAAGACUAAAUUAUAGAUUAAAAGACUUCAUAAGAAGAUGAUUUUGUGAAGCUUUCACAACAGAAAAUCCAGUCUGAUUUGUUCAGAUUAUAUCGCACCAAAAUAUAUCUCAGGAGAGUGACAGGACCGGUUGGUCAUGGAAAGCCUUUUUACAUUGCACAACAUCUUCAGACUGAUUUUAUAUUUUUAGAAUUGUUUACUCCUUGUAAUAAUAAUAAUAUUUCACACUGUAAAACUAUACAAGUAUACACUUAGCACUAUAGGUAUAUGUGUACAUUUAUAGAUACUGAGAGAUUAUCAAUAAGCAACUACUGAAACAACUUGUGUCUACAAAGAAAGCAACACAUCCCAUGUGUUCAACAACCUGAUCUUACUUCCAACUGUGUUAGAUUCAGUUAUUAUGAACAUCAGCAGACACACAUCAGAAUUAUUAAUGAAGAAAAAUCAACGUAGUUCUAUUUAUUACUAUUUUAUUGUCUUGAGGCAUUCAUCUAUUUAGUUCAUCACUUUUUCUUUUAGAAUGAAUACAAUCAUAUUUGUGUAAUAGCACUUUCUUAUAUUGAUACUAGUGUGUUGACCUAUGACACAUGAAUGAAGCACUCCAUCACAUACACAAAAAACGUACAGUUAAAGAGAAUACAUUUUCUCACAAUGUGCCUUUUAAACACACAAUGAUAGCUUGAAAACAAUUUUGCUAUCAGCCAUAAUGAACCUGUGUGGUAUAUAUGAUGUAGAAUGUCACUGUGUUGUCUUUGUUUUGUUUUGCAAGAAUGUAGAUCAUUUAACUGAAGUUGACUGUUUGCUACAGUAAGCCUCAUUUAGUGUCUUUUUCGAGGUCUGUCAAGCUUUCCAUUUACAUACAUUGAACUUAACGUAAUAAUUAAGUUUUAGUAGCAUUUCUAAAAGUUUGUUCUGCCAACGAUUUUGCAGUAAUAAAUGAAAACUCCUGUCUGUUCA
Messenger RNA from Notolabrus celidotus (New Zealand spotty), 8748 nucleotides. Its product is annotated as phospholipid-transporting ATPase ABCA1-like. NCBI's taxonomy places the organism in Eukaryota, Metazoa, Chordata, Actinopteri, Labriformes, Labridae. Gene Ontology annotation, molecular function: lipid carrier activity; ABC-type transporter activity; ATP hydrolysis activity. The record is from RefSeq and is a predicted model, not a curated record. Gene Ontology annotation, cellular component: intracellular membrane-bounded organelle; membrane. Gene Ontology annotation, biological process: transmembrane transport; lipid transport.